AUGUCGCUCACACAUUCGCUGGAGCGCCUCUGGAGGUCGCUAGCCACACGGGCAACAACCCCCUUGGCCUCACAGUGCCGCCGCCACGCCUCGACAGACAUUGCCGACACCAUCACCGAACUCGAAGGCGGUUCUUCUCUACGCAAUCGCAACGAUGCCGACAUUGACAACUUCGCAACCACCUACGACCCUGUAGGCCGCGCUGGCAAACGCAACCGCCAACUGCCCGCCAGCAGAUACAAGUUCCGCCCGCCCAAGUACUACCGCGGUCCUUUGCAUCCUCACCAACCUCCUCCCAAUUCCGAUCCCGCAUCAAGGCUUUUUGUGCCUGGACCUUUCUCAGCGCCUAGACUUGAGCAAACCUAUCAAUCCACGUUUGAGUCCGAUCUUAUGACAUUGGCGUAUACGCAUUUCCCUCCAGGCUACAAAGCCCCUCCCAAAGCAGCUCGAUUGAGAGCUUGGGAAGGCGCUUCGCCAUACUACAAGAACCGUCCUUUGCGCGGGCCCAGAGGUUCUGAUGUGCUGCGCAUGGUCAUGCAAGCAAUCUCCAACGUGCGCGUCACAACCCACAAAACGCGCAAAAACGUUGCGGGCUUUGGACUCAGGGCUGGCCAAUACGUGUCUGUGACUGCAGAGCUCAGAGGAGAGGAUAUGAAUCAUUUCUUGGCCAAGGUUAUUGAUAUCGUUAUGCCCAAGAUCAAGGAGUGGAAGGGUGUCAAGGGCAGUUCGGGAGACUCGAGUGGUAAUCUGACGUUUGGGUUUACGGCUGAGGAGACGGCGCUGUUCCCGGAGAUUGAGAUGAUUCCUGGCUUCCACGUUACCGUCCACACUACCGCUACAAACGACAGAGACGGCAGACUGCUGCUUAGCGCCCUUGGUAUUCCCUUCUACGGCAAGCAGAUCAACUAG
Molecule: messenger RNA, 909 nt
Organism: Aureobasidium musti
Lineage: Eukaryota; Fungi; Ascomycota; Dothideomycetes; Dothideales; Saccotheciaceae
Source: the annotation of a GenBank genome assembly